CUCUGCUGCUCAGCGUUUGGAACAAACUGUUCCGAACGCUGGCACCGGGAGCUUGUGACAUCAUAGCCCCUCCCCCUCAUGACUUCACAUCACGCCCUGCCCCCUCAAUACAAGUCUAUGGGAGGGGGCGUGACCUAAUGAGGAGCUAUGAAGUCACGAGCUCCCGGCGCCGGCUCCAGCGUUUGGAACAGUUUGUUCCAAACGCUGAGCAUUGGAAUACCCCUUUAAGGGGUUAAAAAUGAAAGAAGCAAUCUGGUUGGUUGCCAUGGGCAACUGCACCACUCUUCCUCUGCACAGGUUUUGAUAAAUUUACCCCUAAGUGUCUGAUAUCAGGGGGUUGCUGGAUGGAGUGUUUGUGACUCCAACCACUCGGACCUCCCCCAUGAUCUUCAGAAGAAUGCCCCAGCUCUGAGAGAGAGAGAGCGCGUGCUUCAGAUGACACUGCUCCAUUCGUUUUUAUGGGGGCACCAAAGAUACCCGACACAGCCCAUUUGGGCCUUGAGGACAGAGCCAAGUUCAAUUUCUGUGUUUGUUUUUUGUCCUCCUCUCCUUUUAAAAGGCAUGGGUUUUAUAUUUCCAUCCACUUUGUAAUCACACCCUUGAUUUAAAAAAAUUAUUUGUGUGUUUGGGGUGUGGGCAGGUAGGGUUGAAGAAAAAAAAUCACUUUUGGGGGUUGUUUUUAUGCUGUACUCUUUAUAGUAAAACGUACAUGUUCUCUUUAUUCUGUGGGUCAUUAGGAUUAAAACGAUACCCAUCCAAUCUUUAGAUGUUUUAUUUUGUAUGAGGGUCCUCCAGGGGUUAGAGGGGACCUGUCUCCGCCUCUCCCAUAGAGAUGAAUGAAGGGGGAUGUUUACACCAGCUGACCUGCUGGGUACGAAACGCGCUCUAGCAGCUCAGACUUGCCCACCUUGAAUAGAGCUUACAGGUAUCCUGACAACUAGUGGGAUGUGGAGGGUCUUCCUGCACAGCUAGCCCCUUAAUUUUCAGGAAAAUGAUCCUAUAAAUGUUUGUGUAGCAUUAUAUGACAUUGGCUAUGACAUUAUAUAUUUUUAGGGAGCAUUAGAAAAUGAAAUAUUUGGAUGCUUGUUUAUUUCAUUAUUUGUUUACAUUUGGUAUUUAGAAGAGCAAUGAAACGGAAAGAGACAAAUGCAGAAGCAACCGAUCCAUCUUCCAUCUCUUCAGUACAGAACACCAGAAACAUUUCUGUUUGUGAAGCUAAAACAUUCUGGCAGAAUCAGCGCAAAACAGGGCAGGUGGAUGUUUUGUUUAAGGAGGUUCAGAGCAAGUUGCAACUUCUGUGGCAGAAAAUCAAAGACGAGUCAGCAACAAAACAAGAUUACGUGAGAGCUCUGUUGUUAGUGAAUGCAGCAAAAUUGGAGGACUGUGAAACCUACCAGUGUGGUUCUGCAGAGAACCUGCUGGAAGAUGAGGAUUGUCAACCAGUAAGGACGGAAGAACCUCUAUCAGCUCCAAAUAGUGAAGUAGAGGAAACCGUAACCCAUUCAGAACCGGAGUCCAGUGAUGCACCGCUUCCUCUUGUCACAAAACAUGUUCUUUACAAACAGCACAGCUGUGGGCAGAUGUGUCUCUCUAAUGUGAAUCCGUACUUCAGUGAAAGAGAAAAUCCACUCAAAUUUCCACUUUUAUGCCACUUCCAGAGGCAACAUGCAAAGUCCAGUCUCAUCUCUAGGCAGCUGGAUGUCAUUUACCAAACCCCCUGUGGAAAGAGUCUCCGGGGCUUUGAUGAUGUGCGCUCUUACCUCUCUCAGACGAAGUGCUUCUUUUUAUCUCUGGAUCAUUUCUCCUUUAAUACUUACCUCCAGCUAGAUAGAAACCUUGCCAAGAACCAGGUAGUUUUUCAGGAAGCCGAUAUAAGCAGAGACACAGAAUUGGUGCCAGUCUCCAUCUGCAAUGAGAUUGAUAACACAAGACCAGCACCUUUUACAUACAGGAAGUCUCCGUGGCCACGUGGAUACUCCAUCAAUAAUUUCACUGACCUGUUUAUAGGAUGCUGUGACUGUACCGAUGGCUGUUGGGACGUGACAAAAUGUGCUUGUCUACAGCUUACCGCCAGAGAAUUUGAUCAAGAUUUCACAUUACCAUAUAAAGGCAAGGCACCUGGUUAUAGGCAUAAGCGACUGCAAACUCCUGUACCAACUGGACUAUAUGAAUGUAAUGUAUCAUGUAAGUGUGACCGCAAGAUGUGUGAAAAUCGUCUCGUACAGCUCGGCCUUCAGCUGCGACUCCAGGUGUUCAAAACCAAAGGAAAGGGCUGGGGGGUACGCUGCCUGGAUGAUCUUGACAAGGGGACGUUUGUGUGCAUCUACGCAGGAAAGAUUUUAAUGAAAACGAUAAAUGUGGCAAUAGCUCAGGAUUCUGUGAUGCAUACUUGUGCAGAAAAGACUACUUCCAACACAAAAAGGUGUUCUCAUUCAGACUCAGAGGUUAUGGCUUCUCCUUCCAGUUCAGGCAAUAGUCAGACAUUUAGGAUUACUCCACUGCUACGGGGAAGUUCACAGAGCAAAUUAAAAAGAAAAAGUGUAUGCCACACCAAACAAGGGAAAUUAGAUUUUGUGAGCAUGAAAAGACCAAAUACCAAGACUUCCAUUCUUCAGAAACGCAAACGGCAGCUCAUGGAAGAGGGUGCAGUGACCAUGCAGCACAGUUCUGAAGAUGAGAUUUUCACCCCUCCUGCUUCUCCUAAGAUGCAGCGUCCUGUUGACAGUGAGGAUGAAAAUGCGACAGUUAAGGUGACACCUAAAAUGAAGAGUAACAGUGUCCUGGCUGAUGAAGCUGGUUACAUAUCUGAUGACAAUAGCUCAUCUGUCCAGAGUGGUGGCAAAGAGACUUCUGACUCUGCAGAAUUUCACACAGAAGAAAACAUUUACGUAUUGGAUGCUUCCGCAGAAGGGAAUAUUGGACGGUUUGUUAAUCAUAGCUGUUUGCCAAACCUUUUUGUGCAGCAAGUCUUUGUGGAAACUCAUUGCCGAAAAAUUCCCUGGGUUGCAUUUUUCACGAAAAGCUUCAUAAAAGCUGGGACCGAGUUGACUUGGGAUUACAAUUAUGAUGUUGGAAGUAUUCCAGAAAAAGAAAUCGCUUGUUUAUGUGGACAUAAACUAUGCAAAAAUGUUAUAAAACUGGAGAAUCGAAAGUGGAAGCAGCAUCCAAGGGACGUCCCCUGCCCCGGCCCCCUCCCCGCCCGGGAGAAGACGCUGCGGCGCUGUACACAAGACUGCUCCGCCAUGGCCUCCACCGGCAUCUGCGCUCUCUGCAACAUGUCGGACACCGACCACAUCACCGGGAAACUGCAGAAAAUGCCGGACAGGGACAUCGUGGCGCACUACAACUGCAUGUUGUAUUCCCCAGGGGUGAUAUCAAUAGACUCACAGGAGGACAUUGAAGGAUUCGACUUUCAAAUUUCUACUGUGCUAAAGGAAAUAAAGAGAGGAAAAAAAUUGAGAUGUAGUCAUUGUAAGAAAAAUGGAGCAACAGUCGGCUGUGAUGUCCAAUCUUGCAAGAAAACGUAUCACUUUCCAUGUCUAAUAAAAGCAAAUGGUUAUCCAAGUCAAGAUAAAUUUGUUGUGUACUGUGAAUUGCACAAGGCAACUGAUAAUGAGGACUCUGAUGGAAAAACUAAAAAGGACAUGCUGACAAGCAGAAAGGAAAAAUGGUUGCAGAGUAUGGAUGGUAAAAUAAGGUAUGAUAAUGUCCAAAUGCAGUGGUGUCCGCUCACCUCCGGAGCCAAAUCUCCGACACACCUGUGCUGUCACGGACCCGCCGGUCCCGCCCCGGCUUCAACAGCGUAUGGAAAGGAAGGAUUGUCCGGCACCAGGAAGAACACAGUAAAGAAUCAGCAGAAUAAUGGAGGCUCUCCCAUCCAUGACGUCUUUAAUGAUGAGCUUCCGGGCUCCUGUGUGCAGACUGGCAGCCGAAAGUCUUCAUCCAAGAGUAAGCAUUUAACAUGCAGGGUGUGUGAGACCCCGCUUCCCAACGCCUAUAGGUACUCCACGUGUCCCAGCUGCCGCCCACAUUCUCCCCCAGACCAGCCUAGUCAAGACGUCAUCACACCAGAGAAAGAUUUUCUGCAGUCCUCUUUCAAAGAAGUGACGGACUCGGUGGCUAAGAAGAGAUCAAGAAAUCAGUUCCCCCUGAGCACAAGUUCAGAAGAAAGUGAUUCUAUACUGAGUCCAAAAGUGACGAAAACUUUCUCACUUAGUGGAUUUCCAAAGAGAAAAAAGGAGCGUAGUUCACAGACGAAACCUAAUGAGAAGCUUGAAGAGUUUCUGAAAAAUAUAUCUUCACAGGAGAGGAACGACUUAUCUCAAAUAUAUUCUGAGCUUGGGGGGUCAAUGCAGGAUCCAGCUAUGGAAAUUGCUUCACCCCAGGAGAAUCAAAAUAAUACAGUGACUACAAAAGAUCCAGCAACUACUAAUGUCACUGAUACAUCAACAAGUUCUAACAAUGAUGAAGACAAGACUCCAGAGAGACUGCCUGAUAUCAAUGUUCAUGCUAAUUCCCCAAGAAGCCCUGAAGAACAUUUCACAGAAGAACAUCCUGUUAGUUCACACGAUGAGGCAAUACCAGAUAAAACGUCAACUAGUAAAACAGAUAAUAAAAAUAGUGGGAUUUCUCAGAUCAGGCACAAAUUAUCCCCGAAGUCCUCAGACAACAAAAUAAAAGACAGUUUAUGUAUAAAUACACCUGAUGCCUCUGCAUGCAAAGAUAUACCUAAAGCACAGUCACCUGGAUGUCUUAAUGGUGCAUUCAGGCCAGAAGUCAAUCCUGUGGCCACCGCUCAGCAGAUACACUCUACUAGCUUUGAAGACAUGGUAUCCUCACAACCUACGAGCUGUACAGAUACUGGUAAAUCUGUAAGGCCUGAUACAUCGGUAGGAUAUACUUUAGAUCUCUUCAGUGAACAACAGUCUAACAAUCUUGAAGCACAAGGAACUUCAGAAACACAUCGUUCAGGGUGUCCUCCUGUGACAAAACGAAGUGUCAGCCCUCCACCUACACUGGAGAAAGAUGGGAAUAAAACACAAGUGUCUCCCAGUAAUGGCUGGUCACCAGCUCAGCACCUUAACAGAGAAAGUCCUCGUUUGGCAAGUCCCAGUAAUGUUACCACAUGGCAGAAUACAGGAAAAGGUCAGAACAAAGGAGACAUUUCUACUGUUGUCAGUCCUAACCAGAUCAAGGCAAUCUCAAGAGAAAUUACAACAGGGAAUCUUGCUAAACAGUUGAAAAGUAUUGUUCCACAGAUACAAAGUACAAUUGGUUCUCAAAAAAGAAACAUGACCAAGGAUGCAGAACAAAGAAGACAUGGUCACAGCAUCUCUGAAGGAUCACCUAACUCCAGUACUAAUAACAAACCAGAAACCACAAAUCCUGCAAAUUAUCUGCCUAAACCUCUGAAGAAUCAGGAAAUAUCAGGUGAGCCAAUUGAAAAGGAUAAUCUGAUGUGUCAGAAAAGUAGUGAAUCCAAUACCUUAAAGAGAAAACUAACCCAGGAUUUUGAGGAGCUCCUGCCACACAAGAAACGCUAUCAACCUGAAGAAAAUUUAUCUGAACAGCUGGAGAUCUCUGAGGAACAAAAUAAAAAUAAUUUCGGAGAACUUGCAACAUCAGAAUCAGUAGAGUCAGAAUGUGCAUCAGAACACCUGUCUGGGCCUUCAAGUAUGACCACACCAUUUAAAAGACAGUUUGGAUCCCACCGCAGAAGUAAAAAACGGUCAGGUUACCAACAUGGAAGAUUUAAGGAUCUGGAUGAUAUUGAUGGAUUUGGCCAUGCCGUUGCAGGCCAGUGUCGGAAACUGCCACAUGACAGACAAGCCAGAUAUAUGUCAUAUGUCUUCGCUUCUGCAGAAUUUUUUCGUAAAUGCCCAAACCUGCCUGAACUCACAGUUUUAAUAACCAGCCUCCAGAUUGCUUUGGAGACUUCUCAGACUUCAACAAUAUAUAAUCCUUCUGGUUCAUCAGUUUAAAGAGUACCUGUCAUCAAACCAUAUUUUCUAAACUAACUCAGAUUAUAUUCCCUAACUACUCCUACUACCCUCCGGCCCUUAAAUUUUUUUCCCAAGCUUUAAAAAGCUCUGUAUCACACCUUUCCCCUUGCUCACAUUGUGUGAGCUCCCGGCAGGAGAAAGUGGGCAUUCCCAGCAGAUGCGAAUCACUGAAGGCUGCAAGAGCUGUGCCUCCCCAUGCCCCGCACGCAUUUCCUUUUUAAAAAAAAACAUUUUUAUAAAUUUUCAAUGCAAUGAAACAACAAACAAAUAAACAGUUCCGGUAGACCCCCCCACACCCCAAUACAUUAAUUCCAAAGGGACUGAAGUACAUGUUGUGAAAUGAGCAUAAGUGCGCAAGGGAAGGGCAGGCCCACCCAGAACACCACCACAUGAAGACCACAUAACAGACAAGACCAUUCACACACACGCAUCCACACAUACCUUAGAAGCUCCCAAAGUCCAACAGACCACCUCAAGACUGAGAGGCACCCCGAACUGGAGGAUCAGUAGAAACAUCCAGCAUUAACCAUGGCACCCAAACCUUAUCACAUUUUUUCGGGCAUUUUCGACUGACAUAAAGGGCAUGAUAUAAAGGCACAUACUUAUUCACUAAGGCUAUCCACCGGGAAAGAGGGGGGGGGAGGACACAUCCUUCCAGGCCAUCACUAUAAUCUUACAUGCACAGAACAAAAGAAAGCAGACCAAAAUGCGUUUGUAAGAGCCUGUCUCUAACCCAUUAAUAACGGCUAGCAAACACACCUCUGGCGUCAAAACAAAGGGGAAGUCUAAGUGAUCUGAUAGGAAUGUCAUUACCCCUCUCCAAAAGGGAACCACACAUGAGCAAGUCCAAACCGCAUGCAAAAAGGUGCCCCGGUCCUUCCCACAUCUAAAACAGACCUCUGAUUCCGAGACCCCCAUCCGAUGAAGUCUAACAGGAGUAUAAUAGAGACGAAGGGCAAACCUAGAUUGAAUGAGCAUAUCCCAAACACUAACUACCGUAGGGUAAUACGUCUUAUCAACCUCUUUCCACAUAUCCUCAGUAAGACUGGGAAUAUCCUCAACCCACUUCAGCUGCACCACCGUAAACGGGUCAGGACCCAUUGAUUGUAGUAGAGCAUAACUCUGGGUGAGGGGCCUAGUCAGGUCCGCGGUCCCCAGGAGCAACUCCAGCUCAUUAAAAACAGGGGUGACCUCCAGGGAACCAAACUGCACAGAGACCACAUGUCACAACUGGAGAUACCGGAAGUGGGCAUCCUGAGGGACAUGAAACAGUUCUCUAACCUCAGCAAAUGAAGGAAAGACAGUCAUCUCCAAACAGGUGCAUGGCAAAUUUGAUUCUCUGGGAGCUCCUGAAUCCGGCUGCCUCCAACCCCAGGUGUUCCAAAUGUGGAUUACCCCACAGGGGUGCCCUCAGAGAGACCACCAGUUGAGGGAAGCACCCAGAGACCACUGACCAGACCGCGGCCACAGUCUUAAGCGGGGUCAGUAAAGAGACAGAGGGAACAUACCUGUAUAAUGUAUUAGUCAGUGUCUCAUAGGAACCCAGGAGAGCCCCUGCCAGGGCCGUGCAGGCAUUGGACAGGUCCAGGUCAAUCCACCAGGCUGUGUACACCAGCUGUUAGACUAGAAAAUAGUUAUGCAUGUUAGGGGCGACUAAUCUCCCCCACCCCCGCUGCUUCGGUGCCUGUAGCAGAGCCUGUCCCAACCUCGGAGGUUUGUUCUGCCAGUAGAAGGAUCUGAGAGCCUUGGGAGGAAUAAUAGGUGACAAAUGGAAAAGGUACAGGAUCUUGGGGAGAAAGAUCAUUUUGAAAAUGUUAACCCGACCCACCAAGGACAGGGGCAAGGAGUCCCACGCCUGCAAUCGCGUAAGCGUAGUAUUAAGUAGCCGCACGCAUUUCCUGAGUUUGGUCUCCUGCCAUGCCGGGAGGAGACCAAACUAACUUUGACUUGCGCAGGGAUCAAAACAGAGCAACCUAGUGGCCGUUUUUUCAAUCACAUUAAAAACAUAUAAAGGUUGAGAAUUUUAACAGCAAGUAAAUAGCAAAGUGUCUUAUAAAUACAUAAGGGAAAAUAUAUUAAAAGUUUUGUUUGGUGACAGGUACUCUUUAAUUCAUCUGUAAAUAUAAAAAUGUACAUGACUUUUACAGCAUAAACUAUAACAAGUAAUCAUUCAAAAACCAAUAACAUGUAAAACAGUACCUGAUGUGCAAGUGAGUAUAUCAGUUAUAAUAAAGUGUAGGCCAGUUUCCUUAACCAUUAGCUUAGGAGCAACAGAUAACUAUGUGGCCCUCUGCAUUCGGCAUUCCAAUAUUUUUUUUCUUAUCCAUCAAAUACAAACAGAUCACAUGCCUGAACAGUACAAUAAAAAUCACAUGCAUACAUUAUAGCACAGUAAAAGCAUGGACAUUACAAUAUACAUUACACACUGCACCACACCAACUUCUACCAUGCAAAAAUCUAUUUUUGCCCCCAUUGACUUCCUUGCCACCUUUUCAGCUUUCUUAAACACCAUAAAACUGAUGAACUAUUAAAGUGUACCUGUUGUAAACAAAAACUUUAUAUAAUGUAGAUAACAUAUGUAUAUUUGUAAUAUACAUUGAUUAAAAAAUGUGUAUAUUUUUGGGUAAAAAAAAAUGCUGUCUCUGUGCAUGUUUGUCUCUGUGAGGAGUCCAAAUACAGGAAGUGAGGGCAGGACAAGCAGGGCUCUGUGUAGACUCCUGGCUUGUCAAUCAUCCUCAUGUGUGAGCCUAUAGCAUGUCACAAAACCUCAACCGCCCUGCUUGUCCUCAGUGUACAGAGCCCUGCUUGUCCACUCUCCCUUCCUGUAUUUGGACUCCUCAUAGAGACACACAGGCAAAAGCUGCAGGGACAAAAAUAUAAAAAAAAUUUAACCAAUGUAUAUUACAAAAUGUGCAUAUAAUGGUAUCGCUUCUUUGCGAGUGUAGUAUCUGUUCUUAUCAGUUUCAUGCCCGUGGAGAGUCACACCGGUGUGGGGCUGUUGGGGAUGGGUGCUGCAUGGAGGGAGCAGGUGUACCGGGGCGUUUAGGGGCUGGUGCCACGUAACCAGCUCAAUGGCUGCCCUGAUGUGACCUGUUGCCUCCAGGUCUCGCCAUGAGGUUGGGCGGUGUGGAGCCGAGGUACUUCUGUGCCUCGGGGAGUGGUGACCCUGAGGUGUCGAAACUCACUGGGUGUUAAAGUUCACUGAGUGAACGCACUGCACCAUACUCUUCACCUUUGGCACUCACCCUUGGUAUCCCGGCCUUCUAGCUAGGCUCAAGGAAAUUUUUAUAGAUCCGGACGGAUGACCGGGCAGUAUAUCUGCACUCAUUCACUUAUUUUUGUAUGUCACUGUGCCAGUUUGCGUGUUUUUGUUUGUACACAAGAUUGUCAGGAUGCGGUAGCCCUUCUGGGUGUCCCUUCUGGCGGUCUAGGGGAGGUGUGUGUGGCCAUUAGGUUCCUCAUCUCCCUACAACCCCUGGGCAUCUUUGCUUUGGUCAAGAUGCCAUCAGUAUACAGCUCCUCGGCUGAUACCUUAGUUAACGCCUAGGUUGAAGUCAGGAGCAUUUUCGGCCCCUUAGUAGCUUCGGCGAAAAGGGGCAUCGAACCUGGAUCCUUGCAGGAGCAUUUUGGCCCGGAGGUGAAUGGUAGGUUUGUUGGGGGGGGGCUCUCUCCUGUUGGAGAAGGGCUUAGCAAUAGACCGCAUCAUUUGUGCACUUUUUUUAGUGUGACAAGUUUUCACUUUUUCUUGCACUUUGGGUGAUAGAGAGCACUUGCCUCGGCUCUUAAAAAAUAUAAUGGUAUUAUCUACAUUAUAUAAAAAGUUUUUGUUGAUGACAGGUACACUUUAAAUUCAUUUAUUUUGACAAGGUCAGAUAUUUCAGAUAGCUGUCAGCUGAACACUUGGUUCUACCAAACAUGCAAGUAUUCUUAAUAGGUAGAAAUGGAAAAAGACCCUGCCAGACACCUAAAGGUAAAUUAUUAGUGAGAGAAGAAAAGCUUUAGGAAAAGAAGAAAUUGUAGUCCAGCGCAGCAGCUUAUCUGCUGCGCUGGACUACCAUUCCUUCUUUUCCUUAUCAUAUCGUGGGGGUCCACACCUGUCCUUAAUGUGGCUGGCCACACCGGGUGAGCUGACUUCUCCCUUUUCCUCAUGCAAGAAAAGCUUAAGGCAUGUUGAUGUCUAAUAAACCCGAUCAUUCUCUCCCCCAACAUCUGCCAUUAGAAGACGUUGGAAGUUUCCCGUACAUAUUAGUUGGUCAUCCAACACUGCCAGAAUCUGCAGGCUCCGCUGACAGUCUCAAGGUCAACCAGCCAUAUAACUUUUAUUUUGCCACUGCCUAUUAGAGAAAAGUAUUGAUUCCUAUAUGUAUAUUUUGCUAUUGGUUAAAAAAAUUAAUAAAUUAUAAGCAUUGCAUGACACUAUUACACAAUUAUUUUGCACAGUAUUGCAUAGCAUUAUGUAUGUUUAAUAUUUUGCCUUUUUUGCCUUUUUUAUAAAAUGUGGUUGGUUUAAUUCUGCUUCCUAUAAAUAUAUAUU
This is a messenger RNA of Hyla sarda, 10536 nucleotides long. It is a transcript of the gene SETDB2, whose product is annotated as SET domain bifurcated histone lysine methyltransferase 2. Gene Ontology annotation, cellular component: nucleus. Bases 1080 to 5981 code for a protein of 1633 amino acids. Gene Ontology annotation, biological process: negative regulation of gene expression; heterochromatin organization. The record is from RefSeq and is a predicted model, not a curated record. Gene Ontology annotation, molecular function: zinc ion binding; protein binding; DNA binding. The transcript has 34 exons. NCBI's taxonomy places the organism in Eukaryota, Metazoa, Chordata, Amphibia, Anura, Hylidae.